Messenger RNA from Colletotrichum abscissum, 1914 nucleotides. RefSeq lists its product as uncharacterized. Gene Ontology annotation, cellular component: nucleus. Gene Ontology annotation, biological process: DNA-templated transcription. The transcript has a single exon. Bases 1 to 1914 code for a protein of 637 amino acids. Gene Ontology annotation, molecular function: DNA binding; zinc ion binding. The record is from RefSeq and is a predicted model, not a curated record. NCBI's taxonomy places the organism in Eukaryota, Fungi, Ascomycota, Sordariomycetes, Glomerellales, Glomerellaceae.
AUGGCCCUCUCCCCCACGAGUGUGUUGAACUACACUUACAAAAUUCAGGGACUUUGCCAUUAUGAGUAUACCGAACAAAAAUACGUGGGUGCUGAGAAAUUGGCAACUCAACCCAGAACAGCCCCAGAUCUGUCAACAAGUCCAUCCCAGUCGUCAUCCGACAACACGCCUGGUGGAGAGGAGACGUCCGUCACUGCUCAUGAGCUAUCCAAGCGACUCGGUUACUCUGUCAAUGUCAAAGGGACCCUUGAGAUUGUUUCCCAACUCGGGGCAUUGAGCCAUGACUCAGCCUCCCGCGGUGGAAGGCCACGGAACCAUGAUGCGGCAGUUCACUACGUGAAACUCGUAAGGAAGCUACCACAAAGGGAGCACAUUAAUAUCCUUGUGGAAUCGUUCUUCAACAAUGUUGCAUGGCAAUACGAUGUUAUUGAUUACUCAAGGUUCCGGGACGAGCUAUCAAACUGGAAUCACAUCUCCUCCGCAACGUUGAAUCUUGGCCCCGAGAACUUGUCUGUCAGCAUCCGGGCCUUCCCUGCUUUACUCCUUCAGGUUCUUGCACUCGCAUUGCAAUUCCACCCUGAUGAAAACGACGAAGCACUGCAGGGCCUCAAGUACGCACCUGAUAUCGACUUUGCCGACCUGGCGGCGGAUUAUAGCAGUGUGGGCCAUCAAAUCAUGGUGAUGCUUGGGAGUAAAGACAUCUCUCUCAACAGAAUUCGGGCUGGACUGAUGGAGGCAUUUUUCGAGAAGAGCAAUGGCUCAGUUAUCGAAGCCUGGCACACACUUGGAAGAACGAUCCGAGACGCCCAAGAACUUGGCUUGCACACACGUAGUGUUUGGGAGACAAGUCCGCCUGCCGAACACGAUAUACAAAUUCCGGUAUUCCCACUGGAGAAGAAAUUGUGGUUUAUGUUGCAUCUCUGGGACGCGCACAUGGCUGUUGUUCUCGGGAGGCCCAUGACGACCAGAUUGGACUCGAGCUGCGUGCCCAAGGUGACGAGCCUGACAGUUGCGCCGCAUCCGUCAGACUUAGACGACGUAACGAUAUCCCCAUUCGACUUCAUGGUAUGUGGCUAUCAUGCUGCUUACAGGUAUCUACAGGAUAUCCACGAUCUUGGGGUUGAGAACAAGGAUGCGCAAGAGACCGUUCAGAAAAUACACAACGCCGUGAUCAGCAAUAUUUCCAAACUCCCGGCAUGGGCAACCUCUGCAACUCCGGUACUCGACGGCAGAUACCCUUGGCUCCCUGCGGCUCGCGAGACACUCAUUACUGAGGUCUAUUUUGUCCUGCUCGCACUGCAUCGCCCUUUCAUAACCACACUGUCUGCAAGUCGAGUAGAGGCACACACGGCCGCGCUGAAGAUGCUUGCGUCACAAAGCAGGCUGUUCGAACACGCGGGGGCUUUACUUUAUAGGGGAUUCGCUCUUGUCUUCUCUAUAUUCGAUGCCAUGGUUCUAGUGGCAGCAACCUACAUUCGAGCCCCGGAUGAUGCGCAACAUCUUCUGGCAGAAUCGGUGAACCGCUUGGAAUGGGGCUUGGCAAGGCUAGAUGCAAUGAGGCCGCGGAAUGCCAUGGCAGGAUUCGCUUAUGAUGUCGUACUGGCGCUCUUUCGAAAGAUGAUGAACGGAGUCUCCUCCCCAGACCCUACUUCUCUGGGAAACAAUGAGCCUGAAAGCCAGUACAGAGCUGUGGAGGCGCUGCCUCGGAAUCACGCUGCACAAGUCGCCUCAAGUCUUGAGCAGAAUUCAAACGACGCAACAAUGCAACAAUCACCAUACGACUUCGUCUCCCAGGACCUGUUACUUGGAGAGAUCUUUCCUGCUGAGUGGCAAGAGAUAACCAUUACUGAAGCUGAGAAUUACGGGGAAGCAUUUCCCGACAGUCUUUGGCAAUUAAUGGACGAGCUCACUUAG